This is a messenger RNA of Polypterus senegalus (gray bichir), 1107 nucleotides long. Its product is annotated as zinc finger protein 578-like. The record is from RefSeq and is a predicted model, not a curated record. Bases 1 to 1107 code for a protein of 368 amino acids. NCBI's taxonomy places the organism in Eukaryota, Metazoa, Chordata, Cladistia, Polypteriformes, Polypteridae. The transcript has 2 exons.
AUGGAAGAUCAACCUUGUGAGCCAGUCCUUGAGCCACUACAACUAGAUUCUAAAAGCAAAGGAGGAGUCUUUGAUGAAGAGGGUAAUCCUUCUCUGCAGACUGGCCUCUGUGAAACUGAUAGAAUGGAACAACAGUCACCCCAAAUAAAAAAAAAUGAUACUGAGGAGAAAUUUGUCAACUAUAGGGAAGAAGAUUUGCAGGUCCUUACAGUCAUUACUAAGCAAGAUUUUUGUGAUAUGGCUUCUGCCCACAUUCAACAAAAUGACUGUGAACAGAAAACAAUGGAGAAAAAAAGUGUACAUCAUUUUGAUGAAGAGUCCCUUAAUUCAGAACCAGUUAUUGAAGAUGUGUGUCCAAAAAUAACAGAGUCUGAAAUUGUUCAGGAAACAGACUGUCAUUCAGUGCUUCAACAAGACCAUAUAUUGCUGAGCCGAAGUGAUUCUCUGCAGUCUGGCAAGAAGACAUAUAAGGAGGAGGAGGAGGAGGCCUUCUACAGCAAUGGAGAGGAGGAAGAACCAAUUGCAGACAUUCUGCUUGAAACACAUUUACAAGACUAUUCUGGAUCCAUUUUAUCAUCAUCUGAACAACACUCUCCAAAUUCAACACCAAAUCAGGAACAACAAGAGGUCACCAAAAAAAUGAAAAACAGAUCAGUACCAUCAUGGAAAAGCAGUUCUUUACCUGUGGUAAAGCUGAAGAGGAGAAAUUCUGCUAAAAUGCCUCAAAAGACACAUUCAAAGACCUGCUUGCAUCUUUGCCAAAUAUGUGGAGAAAGGUUUCAAGAGAGUCCAUACUGUUGCACUGAAUGUGGUAGAAGAUUCACAAAGAAAAGUCACAAUGAAGAUAAACAAUAUAGCUGUAGCAUAUGUAAUAAGUGGUUUGCAACAAAAGCCUAUCUUCAGAUCCAUAUGAGAAUUCAUACAGGCGAGAAGCCAUAUUGUUGUACUGAGUGUGGCAAGAAAUUUAAAGUGAAGAGUUACCUUCGGUUACAUAUGAGAAUCCACACAGGAGAGAAACCAUUUUGUUGUACGGAAUGUGGCAGGUCAUUUACAUGGAAAAACAGUCUUCAAAAACAUCAGAGAAUUCACAUAGGAGUAAAAUUUUAA